Messenger RNA from Durusdinium trenchii, 1578 nucleotides. Lineage: Eukaryota; Dinophyceae; Suessiales; Symbiodiniaceae. The record is from the annotation of a GenBank genome assembly.
AUGUCGGCCGAUACUGAUCAGCAACCCGACCCGGACUCCUUUAGCUUCCAAGAGGAGGACUUCGAAACCAUUCCAUGGUCCGCCAACUACGUUCUUGUUUGCAUGUUGCUUCCAGCUCUAUGUGGAGGUCUUUCCUCGUUUGCUUGGGCAGGAUUCACCUUGUAUGUUCGGAGUCAGGGCUGGGACCUGCAGAUUGCUGGAGUGCUGGUCAGUGCGGGGGGCUUGGGCCGCCUGGUCACGCAGCAGGCUUUGUUGCGCCUGGGCCUUUGGUCGUCUGUGCUCUUGACUUUGCUGCACCUGGCUUUUGCCACGUUGGGGCUCAUUUUCCUUGACCAGGCUUGGGCAGUGUUUGGCGAAAUAGCUGCCAUGAUUGCAUUUGACGUGACUGUAGCAAUUGAAGGCGUCACCUUUGAAGUGUGGUCAGACUCGGAGGUGAUGGUCGCCCAAGCGCAGUCAACAGUUCUUUCUGUAUUUACGCUGUCAUACGCUAUCGCUGCAACCUUGGGAGGUGUAUUGUAUGAUGCAGCUAGUUGGAAGGGCUGUGCCAUCUAUCACGUUGCUUGUCUCGUUCUGCAAGUGCUUGCGCUCGCCAUCCAGCCGGCAGUCCUCGAGUCAUUUAGAGAGUUUCUUGGGGGUGCUGCUGCAAGAACUGUCGACGGGACUGAUGAUGCAGUUCAACCAUUCUCAGGCGCCACUGCCAUUGUCCCGGCAGCGGAUGAAUUUCAGCGAGUCCAGUCACCAGAGUCAGAGAGUGCUGCGCGCUCCUUUGACCUGCCCGGAGCAGUGGAAAGCGGCAGUCCGAGACAAUCCGCAGACAAUGUGGACGUGGUAGAUCCGACACCUUUGCGCGGCGCAAAUGAAGUAGAAGCAACACCUGAACGAGGACGCGCAGGCAGUGCAUCUGCUGCAGGAGGCGUCCUCGAGCCGAACGUGAGGAGGAGCGGAGGCAGCCAUGCAUCAUCGAGACGCCCCACCCUAAGAUCUCGUUUGACAACGCGGACAGCUCAGACGCACCGAACAACGGGGAGUGGGCAGACAGCACACACUGCAAGGUCUGGUCGGUCAAACAUGACGAGACAGACCGCACAGACAAGCGGCACUUUGGCAACGGCCAUGACCGGGCUGUCGCGCUUCACGCGUUUGACAGAGGCAGGUCAGAACUUCGAAUUCCACUAUGGCGUCACAAAUGCGCUGCGGCCUAACAUUGCGAGCAACACUGUCACAGUGAAUCUCGAUGGUGUUGCAGAGGAGUACGGCAACCGGAAGAGCGGCGCGAGCGAAGAAGAACCACAAGUUGCUGAACAGAAGAAUGGCGGCAAGCUUCCAAGAGAUUUGUAUCUUCCGGCAUUUGUCAUCAUGCUAUCGAGCUUCAAUAACAAUGCAUCUUAUGGUGUUGAGUGGAGCACUUUUGCAAUUUUCUUCAAGGAACAGCAUGGGUGGGAGUCAGCCACUUGGGCAGGCAUUUGCCAAACUGCCGGGGACCUUCUGGCUGCGGUGAUUAUGGCCGUGGCAGGCAAGCCCACUAGAGCAGACCUGAGUGAGUGUCCAACCGACCAAGGGCAAGCCUGUCACAAUUAG